AUGACCAUUCAACCAGUCUUUCCUUCUUCUUCUUCUUCUCCAUAUGAUGUCUUUCUGAGUUUUAGAGGCGAGGAUACACGCACCAAUUUUACAGAUCAUUUGCGCAAUGCUCUGGUUGGUAAAGGGAUCCACACCUUCAUUGAUGAUGAUGAGCUUCCAAGAGGAGAAGAAAUAGCGCCAGCCCUUCUCAAAGCAAUUGAAGACUCAAGAAUUUCUCUCAUUGUAUUCUCUGAAAACUAUGCAUCUUCGAGGUGGUGUUUGGAUGAACUUGUUGAGAUCCUUCGAUGUAAACAAUCAAAGCAGCAAAUAGUUUGGCCCAUUUUUUACAAGGUGAAUCCAUCUCAUGUGCGAAACCAAACAAAUAAAUUUGGUAAUGCAUUUAACGGCCUUACUGAAAGCAAAUUCAAAGAUAAUGAGAAGAAGGUGCUCAUAUGGAGGGAAGCUCUUACAAAAGCAGCAAAUUUGUCCGGACAUCCUUUCAAGGAUGGAGAGCAUGAAGCUACAUUUAUCAACAACAUCGUUGAUGGAAUCUUAAGCCAAGGACUGAGCCGCACAUAUUUGAAUGUGGCCAAGUACCCAGUUGGAAUUCAAUCUCAUGUACAAGAUGUGGAAAGGCUUUUAGAUGUUGGUGGGAAUGGUCGUCGCAUGGUUGGGAUAUGGGGAGCAUCUGGAAUAGGCAAGACAACAAUUGCAAAAGCUAUAUGGAAUGAAAUUGCCCAUAAGUUUGAAGGAAGUUGUUUCUUGCCAAAUGUUAGAGAAGGAAGUUUAAUCCAGCUACAGGAGAAUCUUCUUGAUAAGAUUCUAGGCAAAAAAUUGAAAAUUGGCAAUGUUGAUGAAGGAUUUGGUGUUAUAAUGGAACGGUUGAGGCAUAAAAAAAUUCUAUUAAUUCUUGACGAUGUAGAUGAAUUGGAGCAGUUAGACAACUUGGCUGGAGAUGAUUGGUUUGGUGAGGGUAGUAGAGUAAUCAUUACUACAAAAGAUAUGAGAUUGCUAGACAAUCGUGAAAUUGAGUUGAUAUACGAGGUGAAGAAGUUAUAUUACAACCAACUUCUUGAGCUUUUCAGUUGGCAUGCAUUCGGAAGAACUGAACCUCCAAAAGAUUAUUUGGAACUCGCACAACGUGCAAUAGCUUUUGCUGAUGGCCUUCCACUAGCUCUAACAAUUUUAGGUUCUCAUCUUCGUAAUAGAGGAAUACGACGUUGGCAAGUUAUAUUAGAUGGUUACAAAGGAGAGCCUUAUACACAUAUUGAAAGAAUACUUCAAAAAAGUUAUGAUGCCUUGGAUGAUGACGCGAAAGAAGUUUUUCUCGACAUUGCAUGUUUCUUCAAGGGUGCAAAUAAGGACGUUGUGCUACAGAUAGUCCCCCAAAAUUGCAUUGUACUCCUUGAUAAGGCAAUGAUAACUAUUGAAUGGGAUGAUAGGAUUUUAAUGCACGACUUGCUAGCAAACUUGGGCAAGAAUAUAGUUCACAAAGAAUCCCCCAAUGAUCCCGGCAAGCGUAGUAGAUUGUGGUUUUACGAGGAUGUCAAGCUAGUGCUAACGGAAAAUACGGGAACAAGAAAUAUUAAAGGCAUCAUUGUGAAGCUUCCAGAAUCAGCUGAGAUAAACUUGAAUCCAGAAUGCUUCCGUAAUAUGGUAAAUCUUGAAAUUUUCAUAAACCGCAAUGCAUCUCUAUGUGGGCACAUUAACUAUCUGCCCAACGCGUUAAGAUUGAUUGAUUGGGAUAGAUGUCAGUUACAAUCUUUGCCACCCAAUUUUCAAGGAAAUCGUCUUGUUGAGUUCAAUAUGCCUUGCAGUCAUAUCAGACAAUUGGAGGGAUUUAAGCAUUUGUCAAAGUUGACAUCUAUGAAUUUGAGGGGUUGUCAAUUCUUAGAAAAAAUCCCUGACGUAUCCGGAAUCCCAAAUAUAAAGUACUUGAAUCUACGUGAGUGCACACUUUUGUUUGAGGUCGAUGGUUCUGUUGGAUUCCUUGAUAAACUUGUUCAAUUGGAUCUUGGUGGAUGCUUAAAUCUUACAAGGUUUGCAACAAGACUUAGAUUGAAAUCUCUUGAAGAACUUGAUCUUAGGGAUUGCAAAAUGCUUGUGAGUUUCCCAGAAAUAGAAGUCCAGAUGGAAUCACUACGGCAUUUGAACAUAUCAGGAAGUGGCGUAAGAGAAUUGCCUUCAUCAAUUGCAUAUCUUACUGGGCUUCGAGAAUUGUAUCUUUCUGGAUGCUUCAAUCUUACAAGGUUUGCAACACUUGGAUUGAAAUCUUUUGAAGAACUUGAUCUUAGUGAUUGCGAAAGGCUUGAGAGUUUCCCAGAAAUAGAAGUCGAGAUGGAAUCACUAGAGACUUUGGGCAUAUCAGGAAGUGGCGUAAGAGAAUUGCCUUCAUCAAUUGCACAUCUUACUGGUCUUGAAGUAUUACAACCUGAUUAUUGUGAGAACCUUACAAUUACGGUGAACUCUCAAGUGUCAUCCAGCAACUCCGAAUUACAGCUGCUUCCCAACCUAAUUGAUUUUAGACUCAGAGGAUGCAAUCUAUAA
This is a messenger RNA of Prunus armeniaca (apricot), 2526 nucleotides long. Lineage: Eukaryota; Viridiplantae; Streptophyta; Magnoliopsida; Rosales; Rosaceae. The record is from the annotation of a GenBank genome assembly.